AUGAUUUCAGCCGCAAUUGCGUCCUUUGUAAACCACACUAUCACUAACCCCCUAUGGUUCGUCAAGACUCGACUCCAGUUGGACCACAGAGAAGCAAGACGGGUCAGCGCUUUCCAAAUUGUCCGGGAUGCGUAUAGCACCGAAGGGAUACGAGCUUUUUAUCGAGGACUUUCUGCGUCAUAUGUGGGAAUUUCUGAAACAGUCGUUCACUUUACGAUCUACGAGAAAGUAAAAGCAAGACUGAUUAAACUUCAGCGAAAGACUAAGGAAGAUUUUAAUGUUUUUGAGUGCAUGCUCGCCGCCGGAGUUUCAAAAUCUAUUGCGGCAAGUCUUUGCUAUCCUCAUGAAGUCGCACGCACCCGGCUUCGUCAACAAGACAGCGAAUUUCUUGGCAAACACAAGUACAGAUCGUUUCUCCAAACUCUGAGAACUGUUUUGAAAGAAGAGGGAUGGAGGGGAUUAUAUGGCGGUUUAGGAACUCACUUACUACGUCAAGUUCCUAACACAGCGAUUAUGUUUUUCACUUAUGAGGGUGUAGUGCAUCUCUUGGAAUCUGGAAACGCGUAA
Molecule: messenger RNA, 567 nt
Organism: Porites evermanni
Lineage: Eukaryota; Metazoa; Cnidaria; Anthozoa; Scleractinia; Poritidae
Source: the annotation of a GenBank genome assembly